UACAAAAUACUGACAUAAAACUAGCAUUCUCUCAAGAACAAACAAUUCUUUUGGAAAAGAAAAUGCAAAAAAACAACAAAUUUAUUAAUACAAAAACUUUAUCUGUGAAAGAAAGAAAUAUAGAUAACUUUACAGAAAAUAUGAUUUCAGAAGAAACAAUUGCAGACUCUUAA
Messenger RNA from Cetraspora pellucida, 173 nucleotides. The record is from the annotation of a GenBank genome assembly. NCBI's taxonomy places the organism in Eukaryota, Fungi, Glomeromycota, Glomeromycetes, Diversisporales, Gigasporaceae.